This is a messenger RNA of Guyanagaster necrorhizus, 562 nucleotides long. RefSeq lists its product as uncharacterized. The transcript is spliced from 4 exons. Bases 190 to 411 code for a protein of 73 amino acids. The record is from RefSeq and is a predicted model, not a curated record. Lineage: Eukaryota; Fungi; Basidiomycota; Agaricomycetes; Agaricales; Physalacriaceae.
GAGCAAACGCUCGCCAAACAUGCCUCGAUAAAUCCACUAGCCCCAUGCUAUCUAUCCCGCGAACAUUGCGCCUGAGGCUGAAUCCCAACCACUCAAAGACUGCUUCCGAGUCCGAGCACUGAUCAACGUCGGGUCCUCUUAUCUUUCCUCGUCCAGAGCCUUCUUCUUCGUUUCGUAAACCGUGACCAUAUGUUAUCGAACACCCCCCGACUUCGCGGAAAGCCACCAACGGCUUGGACUUCCGGAUGCUUGCAAAGUUGCUGGGCCUGUUCAACGGAGAUGCAUACCCCCCCUGAUGUUAUCCGUUCCCGCGAGCGACGACACCCACAGCCAGGAACCCGGCCCAGAACAAUCUCGGGAAACGAUCAAAAGCAGGGGGGGAGGACCCUAUGUCUUGUAUACCAUAUCUGAUCUGAAUGGCUUGAACCCCCCGCCCCCCAACUUUGGGCGAAAAAGUCACUAUGGAAUGAUGAUAUCCUUACCCCGUUGUCGGGAUACGUUUACGUUUCGCAGAUAGAUCCCCGCAGUACGAGGAAUCUUAGUUGAUGUAUGCCAUACGGCG